CAUAGCGGUAAACAGAAUUUAAACAUUGGGUAGAGCCUAAUCAAUAAAAAAGUGAAGAAAGUUUACUAGAUUAAGUUAAGUUAUUAUUUAUAAUAUAGUUAAAUAUAGAUUCUGUUAUUUUCAAUAUAUUAACAAUUAGAAAGCAUGCCACGCACAAAGCAGAUACGUAAAUCGAAACAAAACCGAGAAUCUACAGAAGAAUCAGAUUUGUUUCUAAAAGAUUUUCAAAAGAAACUGCAACUUAGAUUGACUAAAUUAGAUGCCGAAGCUAAAAUGAGUAUAGAGAGUUAUGAGACUUAUCACAAUGUUAAACUAGCUGGUAUACCAACAGAAUUAAAGCAAAUCACUUUAGGUGAAAUAAUUGCCUGGAAAGAAAAUGAGAAAGAAAAUUGCAACGAAGUAACAUCAUCUGUAAACGAGCAGUCAAUAUUCUAUGCACCGUCGUCAACUUUGAAAACAAAGAAAACCAAGCGUGCUACAGCUACAUCUGAUGAUGGCUACGUAACAGAAAGUACAACAGGAGGAUCUACGUUCCAUGUACCACGUACAUCUCGUACGUCUCGUGCAUCGAGAGCUAAAAAAUUAGUUUCUGAAAAUAAACCAAGAAGAGUAACUCGUAGUAGUUCCAAAAAUCGUCUAUGUUCUUAUACUGAAUUAACGCACAAGUCACAGAAAAAAGAUGAAUUAGAUCUAGAAUCGAAUAACUUUAAGACACCGGCACCUUCUAAGCUUCUAAAGAACGAAUAUAAUCUUAUUACUCCUAAAGUUAAACCAAAUACACCUUUGAAUGUUCUCAGACGUCCACGCGAAGGAGAAAUGGUACUAAGUAUGCAAGGCAGUCCAUUAUUAGUUUCUGCUAUCGUUCCAGAUAAAACUGCUAAUAUUAAUGUACCUUUGAGUAAUGGAAACAUUAUGUCCUUAUUACCCAAUGAUGGAUUACGCAUGUCGAAUAUACCAGAUUUAGAUCCAGAAACUAUGCGUCAACUAGAAACCCUUAAAGACCAUAUUGAAAAAGUUAUUUCAUUGAAAUAAGUUAUAGGUUAUAAGCAAUGGAAUUUGGCAUUACAAAUAUGUAAUGUAUAGUUAUUAUUGUAUUAACAAACGUCCUAAUUUAUGGAUGGUAUAAAUUAAUAAAGAAGAAAAUUUGUUAUUAUAUAUGCGUAAUACAUAAACAAACAUGACGACAUUGUAAUGCAUCUUAUUUUUAUACUAUUUUAUAUAUAAUAUACCUUUUAUA
This is a messenger RNA of Polistes dominula (European paper wasp), 1237 nucleotides long. RefSeq names its product borealin-related (gene borr). NCBI's taxonomy places the organism in Eukaryota, Metazoa, Arthropoda, Insecta, Hymenoptera, Vespidae. The record is from RefSeq and is a predicted model, not a curated record. Gene Ontology annotation, cellular component: spindle midzone; chromosome passenger complex; chromosome, centromeric region. Gene Ontology annotation, biological process: mitotic sister chromatid segregation.